Medicago truncatula (barrel medic) is the source of this 1926-nucleotide messenger RNA. RefSeq lists its product as uncharacterized. Lineage: Eukaryota; Viridiplantae; Streptophyta; Magnoliopsida; Fabales; Fabaceae. The record is from RefSeq and is a predicted model, not a curated record. The coding region runs from base 369 to 1742 and encodes 457 amino acids. Gene Ontology annotation, cellular component: SAGA complex. The transcript has 14 exons.
UGGUGCACUGCAAAAGAGAAGAAAAGGCAUUGCAUAAGCCAUAAGCAAUAAGCAACGCAAAAAAACGCUUCGUUCCUCCAAAUCUUUUCCUAUUUAUUGCCUUCUCCGGCGGAGAAGAGAGAGAAAAAAAUAUCACCCUAAAAAAAGGUAAAUAAAUAUCCUCAUCAUCUUCUUCAUUCUCUUUUAGGGUUUUCUCUUCCGCCAUUGAAGACUUUAUCAAAAUCACUUCACAUUUUUUCUCUGCAAGCAUUGCUCUCCGAUCAUCACCAUUCACCAAUUCGAUUCCAAUUCCCUCAAUUCUCCGCUCUUUUUCAGCGUUCUCGCGGAAUCCUUUCCUCCGCAAUCCGAGAUACUGUUUUUCCUUCUCAAUGGUGUGUUCAUCUGGAAAUGGGAGAAUGAAGGUCAUUGCAAGGCUUUUAGCCGCUGGAAGUUUCUCUCAAACUGUUCCAGAUGACUUUGCCAGACAGAAGUCAGCAGCUGAGUAUAUUCAUAGACAACUACGUGACGCAGAUGAAGCAAAUUUGCUCAGUGAAGAAGAUAUGCAUAUCUAUGGUGAGAGACCCAUGACUGAUCCCUUGCAGCUGGUAUGCUGCAAAAAUUGCAAGAGACCAGUCACGGACAGCCAAUUUGCCGCUCAUGCAGAACUUUGUAGAUCAUUAAAGCUCACUGAACAAACUUGCUUGAAGCUUGAUGGCAACACAGGGAAUAGGAAACCUCCAAGGAAACAAAGGAAAAAGUUAUCAAAUUCUUGUGCAAUUGUUGAGCAGCGAAGGUCCGAGUCUUUGGAUAAUAUUGACACUUCUGGGUCACAAUCCCAUUUGAAUGGUCGAAUUAGAGUGGCUCCAUCUUCCAAUAAGGUUAAAGCUACCGCAGUUGUGGAGCCGAGAAGGUCUGACUCUGUGAAUAAUAUUGACACUGCUGUGGCACAACCCCAUUUGAACAGUCGAAUCAGAGUUGCUCCCUUUUCCAGUAAGGUUAAAGAUGCGGCAUCUAUGUUGGAUGAUGCUGGAAUUAAUGGUGGAAACAGAGUUCUCCAAACUUCAUUAACACAUCCUCCAGCAAAACGUCAUAAAUCGAUAGCAAGUACACAUCUUGAUGUACCAGAAAGGCAUGGAACAGAGUCUGCAGUGACAAAAACUGUGAAGUUAACAAAUGGAAUUACUCGGAAGGAUUUGGUUGAAAAGACUGUUCCAGAACAUAGAGAUGUGGUCCAUAAAAAUGUUGGGCAGGUCCAUAUGAAGCAGCAGCACGUGAUGAAAAAUGAUUUUCCUGCACCUCUUGCCACAAAGAUAUAUUAUUCACAAAGGACCAACCGAUUGCGUGCUGCUAUUCGUCACAUGUACUUUGAGAACUUGAAUGAGGAAUUAUGUACUGAUGUUGCGGGUCAAAAGACAUCACCUGGAGAGAUUGUUGCAUUGCAAGAUUCAUCUCUGGGGGACCCUUCAUUUCAACAAAUGAACAAUGUCCUCAACAAGGAGAGCCACUCGGCAAUGUUGUACUCUACCCAAAAAUCUGACCAUGUUCCUGCAAAAAGCUCAGAAGUUUGCUUGCUUAAAGCUGGAGGUGUGCCUAGUGUUGGCUUGUCAGAUCAGUUUGUUCUUGACAAUGUUUCAAGGUCUGCUGCUACUAAUGUUGGUUUAACAAGAGGCAAUUUUCUUCCAAAGGCUUAUUCUUUUGCAAGCAACACAGGAAAUCCCCUAGGAACCAUGCAACAAACAAAAGGCAGUGUUCCUGUUAUUUAGUACCCUUGGUGGGAAGUUUUUGGUAAGGUGAAAGUACAGGUAUCCAGUACAUUGAGGUAGGGUUUAGUCCAUUUUUUGAAGCCGAUAAAGGAAAUUACUCAAAUUGUUUAUCCUGACAUACACUUUGUAAAUGAAAACUUUUAUAUAGUUGAUGGAAAUGAAGAAAAUUUUCAUUCUAUGUCCA